UUUCAAUAAUUGGUCGCUGCUGUUGUCGUCGAUGCAGUGGUUACUGAGUUGGCUUGCAACUGAAAUUGCUACCCUGUUUGGUGCCAAAGUUAACGAAGUGAACUAUGUACUCUGUCUGUUACUAGCGUUCCCUUUGGGUGUGCUGUAUAGAUGGAUUCAUUACCCAACACUUCGGAUUCUUUUCUCCCUUGUUACCGGUGGUUGGUUGGGAUUGACAGCGUUGGGUAUACACUCGUUACAUAUUGUGGUGGCCUCUUUUGUCUGUUAUCUCAUCAUGUUAACCAAUUGUAAGAGACAACAUCACUAUGUAUUUUUUUGGGCAUUCUUAUACCUAUCAGUGGGACAUAUCUAUAGACAAUGGACCGAUUAUUUGGGCUGGUCACUCGAUUUUACGUUACCGUUGAUGAUUGUUACUCAGAAAGUAAUAUCUCUCAGUUAUGCCCUUCAUGAUGGAAUGAUGAACAGUGAGUGGAAAACCGAACAGAAAGGCACAAGUAUUCGCACACUUCCCAAUAUAUUGGAAUUUUAUGCAUUUAUUUUGUUUCCACCUUCCUUAUUGGUUGGUCCCUAUUUGGAGUUUGUUGAUUGGCAAGCCCAUUUACAAAAUAGACGAUGUAUCAAGGAUGCAGCACGAUUAGGAUUUGGUAGAUUAGUACAAGGCCUAGGUUGUCUCACAAUCUAUUUGAUUGGAGAUAAAUGGCUUCCUAUUCAACUUUUAGGUGAUGAGCGUUUUCUUUCUAUGGGCCAUUGGUUGGUUCGUUUUCUGUGGAUUGAUGUGAUACUAUUUGGCUACCGUUUCAAAUAUUAUUUUGCUUGGAAAUUGGCGGAAGGUGCUUUGGCAUCGAGUGGGAUGGGACGUUUGAGUGAACAGGAACCUAGGCGUUUUGAAGCCAUUCAAGUCAUUGACAUAUUGGGGUUUGAGUUGGCAGAGAAUCCUCGAGAAUUGACUUCCAGUUGGAACAAAACAACAAAUGUGUGGCUAAGAAGAUAUGUCUAUGAAAGGUAUAAUGAAAGAUACAAUUCAUAUUCCAUCUGUUUGUUCAAUGGACGUAGAAUGGUUCGACCUUGGAAUCUUUAUUAUGCUUUUGUUAUUUCUGCAUUUUGGCAUGGAUUCUAUCCGGGUUACUAUCUGUUUUUUGUGACCAUGUCUGUGGUGACUUCCAUUCAUCGCAAAAUUAGGAAACGAUUGCGUCCGUUGGUGACACCUCAUCAUACAGUUGCUGUUUGUUGGCGCAUUGCUUCCAUAUUGUUGACUCGUUUCACUUGUUCGUAUUUCAUUAUCUCUUUUACGGCAUUAUCAUUUGAAGCUAGUUUCAAAGUGUAUCGUUCAUUACAUUUGACCGGACAUGCGAUUUUGUUGAUAGCGAUGAUCAUAUUUUAUACUGGUACAUUUGAUAGAUUAGUUGCGAAAUAUCAUUUUGGAAUUGCAGACUCAUAUGGUGCUUCCAACAAAAUUGAUUAACUGCUAUUUCUUCUUCUAUUUUCUUUUUGGGGAAAUAAAUAAGGAUAUCCACAUCGUGUGAGUUUUUCCUUAUAUUGAAAGGAGGAGACAAAGAAAGGGAAGCCAUUUAUAUGUAAACCAUGACACAAACCAGUUUCUAAGUACUAUAUGCAACCAUUACCCUAACAAAUAAUAGGUUUCUCAGAAAGCUGUGUAACUCUGCUCAGUUUCUUCUGCAUAAUAUUGAGGUGGAGGUGGGAAAUUGGGUUGGGAAGUUUCCUCCGAUGGUGGAGAUGAAUAAGAAUCUGGUUCUUGCUUCUCUUGUUCUUUUGGCAUAUUCCAGUAAGUAGCUCUUCUUUCGUGGUCCACGUAAAAGUGCUUCCUUCUACCUGUUGGUGUUCGAACUGCUCGUACCUCCCAUCGUGGUGAAGGACUCUUACCAGGAGAAGAAGUUGGAGUUGACUCCUCUUUUCUGUUGAUGGGUAUUGGAAGAGACGUCAUAUUGGAUAUAAAUUAGAACACUGGAAAUGUAUCAAUGGAUACACCCAACGGAAAGGAAAAAGAAAUAAAUGGAUUGAGUUUCACUCAGAUUAACAUCUCCAAAUGG
Molecule: messenger RNA, 2048 nt
Organism: Galdieria sulphuraria
Lineage: Eukaryota; Rhodophyta; Bangiophyceae; Galdieriales; Galdieriaceae
Product: membrane bound O-acyl transferase (MBOAT) family protein isoform 2
Exons: 11
Coding region: 32-1462 (476 amino acids)
Biological process (GO): lipid modification
Cellular component (GO): membrane
Molecular function (GO): acyltransferase activity
Source: RefSeq, a predicted model, not a curated record